AUGGCUCAGUAUUAUCAAAUAGUUGGGCAAGGACAUCAUUUGACACUUGAAGAUCUACAGAGAUAUUGCCCUAAUAUUUGUUUGGAUGGCAUUAUAGUUAACCAAGAUGAUCCACAAUAUGGCCAACAGCAAGUUGUAGUCCAACAAGCAGACCAGCCAAAUGAUAUUGUAGUGAGUGAAAGUGCACAGCCACAAUUAGUUGUUGGAGAUGGGUUGCAAUAUCAGCAACAGUAUAUCAUUCGCCAUGAAACUCCCCCAACACGCACAGAUUUUCAACCACAACAACAACCACAACAACAACAACAACAACAGCAGCAACAGCAACAACAAGCUUUACAUAGACACCAGGUUUACUACACUUCUGAUUUACCUGUGGAUGCUCAGGUUGUGUUGCAACAGGCUCAACAGAUCAUUGAUGCAUCUUUGAUGCAACAGCCAACACCUCAACGUCCACAACAUCAGUUAGUAAGCCCUGCUCAUGUGCUUUCCCAACCCACUGUGAUUCAUCCAGCACAACAGCCACCACCACAGCCUCCACCUCAGUCGGCAACACCUCAACAUGGUUCUACUCAAAAUCCACCGCAACUUUCAAGAGCAUCACCUCAACUCAUACAACACUUGCAACAACAACAUCAGCAGCAAAUCCACUUACAACAGCUCCAGCAACAGCAGCAGCAGCAACAACAACAACUUCAUCAGCUGCAGCAGCAGCAGCAUUUGCAACCACAGCAGAUUCAACACCAACAAGUUGUUAUGCAUGCUGCUUACAUCAACCAACAGGGCACGCCAUCAAGGCAACCGCCACCGCGGCUUCUAAACCAAACACUAAGCAGUCCUGCGGGAGUGACUUUAGUAAGAACUCCCGUAAGGACUGUUAGGCCGCGCCGACCAGCGGGGAGGGCGUCGUUAGCGAGUCCAUCCGCUAUGCAAGUACCCACGCGGCUCCUCAAUCCCCAACACCAACAGGGCCAGAGCAGUCCGGUAAACGUGCGCGGUCUGACCCCCACGAACGCGGCGGCGAGCGUAGGCGGUGCGGUAGUAGCGGGCGGAACGCCGGUGCGAGGGGUGCGCGCCCCGAGGCCCGGCUCCCCGCGCGUCCUCAACCCGCACGCGCAACACCGGCCCGCGCGGCCCCGCACUCCCCUCGCUCAGGCCCAACAACAUCAAUUAGCGCAACAUGUUGUCAGUCAGCAAGUCCACCAGCAGCAACAAGUUCAACAACAAAUAAAUCAGCUGAAAUUGACAACACAACAACAGCAGAUACUCCUCAGCCAACAGAACGCGGGCCUUUCACAACCAACGCGUAUUAUCACCCAACAAGGCACAAUUGUAACACAAGCCCUACAGACACAAAUGGCACAACAUACUGUCGUACAAACGAACCAAAAUAACGGACCACUACCUCAACAGAAUACGUUAAAUACAACUGCGCAAAGAGUUUCCCCACAUCCUCAAGUCCAACAACAAGUUAAAAAAGUGGUUGUGCAGCCAAAUAACGCCAGCGAUAUGGAUGAUCUCGAAGAUAGUAUUACUGCAGCUAUAGUCCAAAAACAUCCAGCAGUUAAUGAAGGCAUUAACUCGCCCCAACAGUUUCAUAUACCCUCUCCUCAAAAUAUCAGACAAGGCCUCCCGGGCGGAUCGGUGCUGCCACAACAUCAAGUAUCAUUUAGCCCUCAACAUUUUCAACAACAACAGACUGCAUUUGAGACAUCUCAUUUACAUCAAAACCCAUCAACUCUCAGUAAUCUCCUAAUGGAUUCAGAUAAUUCAGAAGAAGAAAGACAUGUGCUUACAUUGACUAAUGGUCAGAGAAUAACGCUUGCCGAAUAUAAAAGAUUGCAUCAGCCUCGAUCACAAAAGCAACUUGUUCAGCAACUGCAGCAACCAGGAGAAACUGGACGGCAAACCCUAGUAAAAAGUAAAGAACAACCCCGACCAGUACAAAGAGUAUCUCCUAUGCAAAAUCAACAGCAGUCAAUGCAGCCUGAUAACUCUGAAGCAAGUAGUGGACCAUCUGAACAAAAUCCAGAACCACAAUCUGCCAAAAUGUUAAUUUUUCUCCAGAACGGUGAACAGAGGUUGAUAACAUUUACUUUGCCCAAAGAGAGCUGUACACUUCAAGAAGUGCUUGAGCAGGUCAAUGUUCCUUUUUCGGAAGACACACAAAUACAAUGCAUGCAAAACACUAGCAGUGAAAUUGACUACUUUGUCUCUGUUGGGUCGACAACAAGAAUAGAAGAGAUGUUAGAAAAUCAUCCGAUGCUUAUUGGUGAUAUAAAUAGAAGAGGCUCACCUAGUACAUUAUCACAAUCACAAAAUAGUGAAAUGUCGACACCAGAAAAGAGUCAGUGCCCUGACAAUGUAGGUAAUAGUCCAGAAUCUCCUGAGCAGCGAUCACCACCUCCACGAUAUGUCGACGGCAUGUUGGCAUUAUGUAAAUCCUGCGGUUAUACUGGUUUUGAUUUUAGUCGCUGCCAAAGAUGUAAAAGAGUAUUUACGGAAGAGCCUAAAAGUGUGCCCAUAGCAAGUAAAAAAAUAGAACAAAAAAAGAAAGAGCCAGAGAAGACUGUCUUAGAUAAACAGAACAUCAGUACCGAUGGUAUAAAGUUAAAUUUAUUGAAGACCACAGUGAAAACAAUCAAUAACAAAAAUGAUAAGAAACCAGCAAGAGUAAGAAAACCGAGGGGAAAGCAACCUGACCCAGAGCCUGUCAUAUUGACUUUGAGUUCUGAUGAAGAAGACUCAAACAGCUCUAUGCUAAGUAAUCAGCAUGAACAGACUAUAAAUGUAAAAGAACCAUCUCUAAGUGAGAUUGAAGGUGGGACCCCAGACAGCGGUAUUGGCAUGGACCAGAUGGAUGAUGGAAGUCGAGAAGAAAUUAAUCCAAACAAUUUACAAGGAAUUAUUACUUCACUUAACUGCCGUACUAUUAGAAUUGGAUCAUAUAGAUACACACCCAAAGAAAAGGUAUACAUAUCAUGUAAAGGUAUUAAAAUUGUUGCACCCUCCCUUAAAAAUGAAUCUAGAGAAGUAGCAUUGCAAAUACAAUUGAAAGAGGUUGUCAGAAUAUUAGUCCAUUUUGGAAAAGGACUACCAGUUAUUUUUUUGUAUACAAUGAGCAAAUGUGGAGUUUAUAUAAGAAAAGCGUUAGAUAUGACAGAGGAAUCUGGCCCAUACUACAAUCCUAUGUCAGUUAUAGAUCCUUUUAAAAGGAUAACAUUGUUGCCAGAGUGCAUUACAGAUGAAGCAAAAAUUGCCUUAAAAGCUUUAUUUGGUAAGGUAAUGGAUGAACUAAAUGCCCGCGAAGCUAAUGAUAUUUUAGUUAGGACAUGUCCUAAAGAUAGUGGUAGUGUUGCAAAAUUAGCAACUAGAUCUAUAAGUGCUUCCAGUGCUACUGGAAAUAAAAGCUCUAAUGCUGCAGAAAUAAGGCAGAUUUUAAUUUAUCCACCUGGUAAGGGAGAGGGUUGUAAAAGUAUGAUUGACAAUAGAGCUGUGACACCUCAGAAAAUUAAAAAAAAAGAACGACGGUCUUCUAUUCAAAUAGGCAAUACUACAAUUACACCUCUUACAAAGCAAGAACAGCUAACAUUAAAUUGUGACUCAGACAAUCUUAGUGAGCGAGAUGAAGCCGAAGCAGAGGAAAGUGAUUUAGACAUGCAAUGUGAUACGGAUGAAGAUGAAGCAGAGAAAAAUGACAAAAAAAAUGAACUCUUACCUUUAGCCAAAAAUGAACCUAUAAAGCAACCGUGUAUAUUAAUAUUUGACUCAUUGGCUGGUGCCUCAAGAUCAAGAGUUGUUGCUACUCUGCGUGACUACCUCACAUGUGAAUAUCAAGCAAAAAUAUGUAAGAAUAAAAUAUUUAAUAAAGACAAUAUCAAAGGAAGCUGCCCAAAAAUACCUCAACAAAAUAAUUUUACAGAUUGUGGUUUAUACUUGCUGCAAUAUGUAGAACAAUUUUUUAAGGAUCCCAUUCUAGAUUACUCAUUACCAAUAAAGCAGCUGGCUAACUGGUUUGAUGAAAUUGUUGUUACACGUAAACGAGAGGAAAUUUCUAACCUAUUAAAAUCUUUAAUGCACAAAUUUAAUCCAGACUCACAUUUGAAUUUACCUGACAUCACAUUCCCAACAUUAAAUGGUAAAUUAAUAGAGCCUGAGGAGCAGCAAGAUGAAACAGAAGGUGAUAAAGGAAAUUCCAGUAAACUGACGAAAAUAGAUGGUAAAGGUCCUGAGCAACCAAUGGUCACAAUCGUCAAACAGAUGCCUACUGAAUGC
Molecule: messenger RNA, 4272 nt
Organism: Iphiclides podalirius (scarce swallowtail)
Lineage: Eukaryota; Metazoa; Arthropoda; Insecta; Lepidoptera; Papilionidae
Source: the annotation of a GenBank genome assembly